Molecule: messenger RNA, 2093 nt
Organism: Cottoperca gobio
Lineage: Eukaryota; Metazoa; Chordata; Actinopteri; Perciformes; Bovichtidae
Gene: neflb
Product: neurofilament light chain b
Exons: 4
Coding region: 27-1730 (567 amino acids)
Biological process (GO): neurofilament bundle assembly
Cellular component (GO): axon; postsynaptic intermediate filament cytoskeleton; intermediate filament
Molecular function (GO): structural constituent of postsynaptic intermediate filament cytoskeleton
Source: RefSeq, a predicted model, not a curated record
ACAUAGAGCGGCCCGUUUCUCAAGUCAUGACUUCCACCGGCUUUGACCAUUACCUCCCUUCUACUUACAAGAGGAGGGUAGUUGUGCACAGUGCAGGAUAUGGAGCUGGAGGAGGAAUAGGAUCUAGGUCUGCCUACUCCAGCCACUCUGCCCCAAUAACUUCCUAUGCAUCUUCACGCAGAAGUUAUCCAACCCACGCCCAAGCUGUUUCCAGCUACUCCUCCGUGCUUUCUGCUCCAGUGUCUGCAGCUGCCAUUGAGCUUCGCAUUGAACAAGCAGCCCAGGUCAGCUCUGAGUUUAAAGUAUUAAGGACCCAGGAGAAGGCCGAGCUGCAGGACCUGAAUGACCGCUUUGUGAGCUUCAUUGAGAGGGUCCAUGAACUGGAGCAGCAGAACAAGUUGCUGGAGACUGAACUCCUGCUGCUCAGGCAGAGGCAGACGGAGCCAUCCAACCUCCGGGGCCUGUAUGAGCAUGAGAUGCGUCAGCUCCGUGCUGCUGUGGAGCAGGCCCACCAUGAGAAGCAAGCAGCCCAGGACCACAGGGAUGAGAUGGAGGACGUGUUUAGUAACCUGCAAAAGCGCUAUGAGGAAGAAGUGCUCGGCAGAGAGGAAUCAGAGGGCAGACUCAUGGAUGCCAGGAAGGGAGCAGAUGAAGCUGCACUGGUCCAGGCUGAGCUCGACAAAAGGGUUGGGACCCUGCUGGAUGAGCUGACCUUCCUGAAGCGCCUCUGCGAGAGUGAGAUUGCAGAGCUACAGGCCCAAAUACAGUUAAGCGCUCAGGUGUCAGUGGAGAUGGAGGUCACCAAGCCUGAUCUGUCUGCAGCUCUCCGUGACAUCCGAGUCCAGUAUGAGAAGCUGGCCCAUCGCAACCUUCAAUCAGCCGAAGAAUGGUUCUGUGACAAGGUGAAUGUGAUGACAGUAGGCACUUCCCGAAAAACCGAGAGUGCACGUAAUGCCAAAGAUGAGGCUGCAGAGUACCGCCGGCUGCUCAAAUCUAGGACGCUGGAGAUUGAUGCCUGCCGUGAGAUGAAUCAAGCUCUGGAAAACCAACUUCAGGAUGUCGAGGAGAAACAGAGUGCUGAGAUCUCUGCGCUGCAGGAUUCAAUUAGUCAACUGGAGGAUGAGUUGAGGGCGAACAAGAAUGACAUGGCUCGCUACUUGAAAGAUUAUCAGGACCUCUUGAACGUGAAGAUGGCCCUGGAUAUUGAGAUUGCAGCCUACAGGAAGCUCCUUGAAGGAGAAGAGAACCGCUUCAAUGUGGCGGGCCCGGGGUCCUUCAACGUUUUCUCCCCAGCCAUGUACGCUGCUCCCUCCUACGGAAGAACACAGUUCUCAAUGCAGUCUCAUCUGAGCUCUGCAGCUCCAUACAUGCUGAGCUCCCGCUUCUAUACUUCAUCACUGCCCGCAGAGGAGACAAUAUCCGCAAGCCAAGCACAGCGGGCGGAGGCCAGCCCUCCUCAAGAGGAGGAGGAAGAGCAGGUGGAAGAGGAAGAGAAGGAGGAAGAAGAGGAGGAUCAGGGAGAAGAGGGGGAGGAAGAAGCAGAUGGAGCAGAAAAUGAAGAGGGUGAGGCAGAGGAGGGAGAAAAAGAAGAUAAGGAGGAAGGUGGAGAGGCGACCCCACCUCAAGAAGAGGAGGACGCUGAGCAGAAAGAGGAAGAGGCUGAGAAGGAGGAUGACGAGGAGGUGGAGCCCGAAGAGAAAAAUGGAAAAACAACAGAAGAAAAAGUUUAAAUUCAAACCAAAUGAAAAUCUCUUGAAAUCAGAAGAAAACGUGUUGCUGAACAAAUUCUCUGUAUUAUCAACUUGUGGCCAACAGCAUGUGCGCAAACUGUACCAGCAAAGAAAUGAAACAAUAAAAGCUAAUCAAUAAACUGGUGAGGACGGGGUGUGGCUGGUCCGGAGUACAAGUUCUGCUGUGAGGAGAUUUGGCUGCAAACACCUGUGUGCUUUACUUUCACCUGUACAUGCCUGUAAGACUGUCUGUAUGUGCAACACCCAGUUUAUGCCUUACUUCACAGUCCUCACCGAGUGCUUUAAAUCCAUGAUGUGCUGCGUUGAACUCCAAUAAAGCCUUGAAGCCUUGUCAACCCAGAG